Molecule: messenger RNA, 2598 nt
Organism: Selaginella moellendorffii
Lineage: Eukaryota; Viridiplantae; Streptophyta; Lycopodiopsida; Selaginellales; Selaginellaceae
Product: squamosa promoter-binding-like protein 17
Exons: 3
Coding region: 380-2122 (580 amino acids)
Cellular component (GO): nucleus
Molecular function (GO): DNA binding
Source: RefSeq, a predicted model, not a curated record
GAGAAAGAGAGAGAGAAAGAGGGACGGAUGGGUGUGUUCUUGAGCUUCUAGCGCGAGCUAGGGUACCGUUUUCCAUCACGGGAUCGCGGGAGGAGCUGUUGACGGGAGGAGCGAUGGCGUCGGCGAAGCGGCGGCCGUGCUGGACAUAGCCUAUUCCAACGGAGGAAUGCGCGCGCGCUGCAAAAUAUUUCCAGGUCCGCCUCAUGUUUCUUGAGCGAUCUCUUGGAUUGGGGCCUUCUUCCUUGAUCGGUGCGCCCGGCAAUGCGCUUGGCGCCUUGACCUAGUGCCCGCGGAGGCGCGUUUCUUCCUUCUCUUUCUCUAGGAGCUCUUUCCCUGCUUGGUAUUUCGAAAUUGGAGCAGCGGGAAUUCGUCAGCGGUGAUGCUCGCUGAGCACUUCGUCUCUGGGAAUAUGGAGAAUGGUGGGGAUUUCGGCACGGCCAGGCUCGAUUGGGAAUGGGACAACGUGAUGAUGCUGCCAGCGGCAGGGAUGAAUCGGAAGCUCCACAGCGCUGAUUGGAGCGAGGAGCCAGUGAUGGGAUCAGGCAAGGGUGGUGGCGGCGUCUUCUCUUCCGUCGCCGUCAAGCACGAGAGCUCGGGUGGGGAGAUCCUGGACCUGACAAGAUCCAAGCCCGACAGGAAGGCCAAUGAGCUGAUUGCCUCCCCGGAGAAGCCUUCCUCCAAUUCCUCCAAGGACUUUUUCCUGGGGCUGAGUGGAGGAGUUGCCAGUGGUGGUAAAGGCGACAUGGACAAGAUCAGCGAAAGGGCGGCGAUGGCUAAUGGCGACGCGGAGACCGGUCUCAAGCUUGGACUCAAGCGUAGUUUCACUCCGGAUAAUCUUGCCGAUGGUAACGCCGCCGCUACGACUGCCGCCACCACCUCCACCACCAUCACCGCUACCACCAACAACAGCAAAGGGGGGUCUCCAGGGAAGAAGCCUCGCGGCUCCGCGAAUCACACACCGCGUUGCCAAGUCGAGGGAUGCAAGACGGAUCUCUCCUCGGCCAAGGACUACCACCGGAGGCAUAAGGUGUGCGCAAUGCACUCCAAAUCGGCGAAGGUCAGUGUCAACAACAUCGAGCAGCGCUUCUGCCAACAAUGCAGCCGGUUCCACGUCCUGUCCGAGUUUGACGAAGGCAAGCGAAGCUGCCGGAGGCGUCUGGCCGGCCACAAUGAGCGACGUAGGAAGCCACAGCCGGAUCCAAUGGCGUUGACAAGCGCCGCGCUCUCGCCUUACCAGGCCGGCUUCAUGAGGCUUGCUCGUGAUGAGCGUCUGCUGGGUUAUGGGACUCCACUAUCGUACCUCGGUGUGGACAAUUUACACGGCAAGCUCUCCUGGCCCAGGUUUGGAAGCGUCGAUGAUCACACGGGUCUCGUCUCGGGCUCGUCUAACAUAUCCAGGCCGGAGCGCUUCUUCAUGCUCUUCCCUCCAAGGAAGGGUCCAGCGAUACUCAACAGCGUCGGCCAUCACGGUGUCCAUCAGUUCAUGCAAGGCUCCGGCUCCAUGGGCCAAAACCUGACGCUCUCGUCACCCUCGGCGUCGGGUGUGUACGCCGCCGGCAUAGGCCCGCCCAGCCAAGCCUCGCACAACGCAGCCGCGGUGUCUGACUCUGGUCGUGCUCUCUCUCUUCUGUCAUCUCAGCCAUGGACGAGCCCCCAUGACUCGAUGGAGCAGCUCAUGUCCGAAAGCCGAGCUCCUUACAACUCGCAGCAGCAGCAGCAAGCAGCGAGUUACUCGGGGAAUUCCCCGGUCCGGCAGCCGAGUUACGGCUCUCCCCAGGUGUUGCCACAGCAGGUUUCUCAGGGAAACAUAGCGGUCGUAGCUCUGGAAAGCAGGAGUAGUGCUCAAGCUCAGCAGCAGCAACAAGGUGGCGGCGGUGGCUCGUUCCUGCCUGGGAUAAAUAACUACGAGAACCACGCGGUGCUCACUCUACUCCAGGAAUCCGAGCUGCGGAAUUUACAGGAGCAACAGCAGCAGCAUGCCGCGAGGCCGACGAUCGAUCUCAUGCAAAUGUCAACAACGCAGCCGCCAGCGACCGUCGUAAUCCAGCAACCGCAAAGUUCGUCCGAUUUUCAGGUGCUCAAGCCGUAUGGUUCCGGACUGUAUGAUCCGCACCAGCUCUGAGGGCACACGCGCUCUCCUCCGUGUCCUCGUCCGUUCGUCCGUUCGUCCCAGCAGAAUUUAGGAGUGGUGGCGAUCGAAACAAGCGACAAGGAGAUUAUAUCGCUAGCAACCAAGAAGAUCUAUCAAUCUUCUUCUAUCUAUCUAUCUUCUCAGUGAUAAGUGGCGACUUGGUCGAAGUGCCCUCUCUCCCUCUCUCGAGGUACCUGACAACACUACGCACUUCCAGUUUGCAUUUGCCAUCUUUGUGUGCUUUUUCUUUUCUUUUUUUUGGUUAUCUUUUUCUUUUUUCAUCUUAACUUUGUUUCUAGGCAGAUUUGUAUCAUCAUCUAUUCAGGAAGGAAGAUCCAAGAGAAGACGAGAACAUUAAAAGAACUACAAAAAAAAUGAAAAUUAGAAGUGGAAAAAGAAAUUAUCCUUUCUUUUGAUAAUGCAUUUGUUAGGAUUAGAAAAAAAGAAAAAGUAGAGGCGAAUUUUUC